This is a messenger RNA of Electrophorus electricus (electric eel), 3786 nucleotides long. It is a transcript of the gene ctnna2, whose product is annotated as catenin (cadherin-associated protein), alpha 2. NCBI's taxonomy places the organism in Eukaryota, Metazoa, Chordata, Actinopteri, Gymnotiformes, Gymnotidae. Gene Ontology annotation, biological process: cell-cell adhesion; cell migration. Gene Ontology annotation, molecular function: cadherin binding; structural molecule activity; beta-catenin binding. The record is from RefSeq and is a predicted model, not a curated record. Gene Ontology annotation, cellular component: catenin complex; adherens junction; actin cytoskeleton.
CCGUGCUAUCCCUCCCAGUGCGAUGAACAGCUUUGAAAAGCCCAAUUAAAACCUGUUUUUUUUUUGUUGUUGUUUUUUUGUUUUUUGGAUCGCGGAGGGAAGAACGAGCCGUAGCGCGCAGAGACGUGGUCACGCUAAGCGAGACCGGGCGUCUGCAGGACAGACACGCGCCCUUCCCGUCGGUGCGGCUCCCGUGCUCAUCUGAGGUCCCGUUAUUCUUUGUCUGCCUAACAUUGUUGUGUCGGUCCUUAGACUUGCGGAAAAUCCCGUUCAAACCCGUCACAUUUGCGCUCUGCUCGGACUGUCUUGGGAAAGGUAACCAUGACGAGUGCUACAUCCCCCAUUCUCCUCAAAUGGGACCCCAAAAGUCUGGAGAUUCGCACCCUGACUGUUGAGAGACUGCUGGAGCCAUUGGUCACACAGGUGACCACCCUGGUGAACACCAGCAACAAAGGGCCAUCCAGUAAGAAGAAAGGCCGCUCAAAGAAAGCCCACGUGCUGGCCAUGUCUGUGGAGCAGGCCACGCAGAACUUUCUGGAAAAGGGGGAGCAGAUCGCUAAGGACAGCCAGGACCUGAAGGACGAGCUGGUCACCGCCGUGGACGAGGUCCGCAAGCAAGGAGAAACGAUGCGUGUGGCCUCCUCAGAGUUUGCCGAUGACCCGUGCUCAUCGGUGAAGCGUGGCACCAUGGUCCGUGCGGCACGCGCCCUGCUGUCCGCCGUCACGCGCCUCCUCAUCCUUGCUGACAUGGCCGACGUCAUGAGGCUCCUGGCUCACCUCAAAAUUGUGGAGGAAGCCCUCGAGGCCGUGAAGAACGCGACUAACGAGCAGGACCUGGCCAGUUGUUUUAAGGAGUUUGGGAAGGAGAUGGUGAAGCUCAACUACGUGGCAGCUCGAAGGCAGCAAGAGCUGAAGGACCCGCAGUGCCGUGACGAGAUGGCAGCGGCGCGCGGCGCGCUGAAGAAGAACGCCACCAUGCUCUACACGGCCUCGCAAGCCUUCCUGCGCCACCCAGACGUGGCGGCGACGCGCGCCAACCGCGACUACGUCUUCAAGCAGGUGCAGGAGGCCAUCGGCGGUAUCUCAGGCGCAGCCCAAGCCUCGUCCCCCACCGAGGAGAAGCACGGUCACGCCGGCAUCGGCGAGCUGGCCGCCGCGCUCAACGAGUUCGACAACAAGAUCAUUCUGGACCCUCUGACGUUCAGCGAGGCGCGUUUUCGGCCCUCUCUGGAGGAACGUCUGGAGAGCAUCAUCAGCGGCGCCGCCCUCAUGGCGGACUCCUCGUGCACGCGCGACGACCGGCGCGAGCGGAUCGUGGCCGAGUGCAACGCCGUGCGCCAGGCCCUCCAGGACCUGCUCAGCGAGUACAUGAACAACACGGGUAGGAAAGAGAGGGGAGACCCGCUGAACACCGCCAUCGACAAGAUGACCAAGAAGACCCGGGACUUGCGCAGACAGCUGAGGAAGGCCGUGAUGGACCACAUCUCCGACUCCUUCCUGGAGACCAACGUGCCCCUGCUUGUCCUCAUCGAAGCGGCCAAGAGCGGCAACGAGAAGGAGGUGAAGGAGUAUGCGCAAGUGUUUCGCGAGCACGCCAACAAGCUGGUGGAGGUGGCCAACCUCGCAUGCUCCAUCUCCAACAACGAGGAGGGGGUGAAGUUGGUUCGUAUGGCCGCUACACAGAUCGACAGCCUGUGUCCUCAGGUGAUAAAUGCGGCGCUGACGCUGGCCGCACGCCCCCAGAGCAAGGUGGCCCAGGACAACAUGGAUGUGUUCAAAGACCAGUGGGAGAAGCAGGUGCGCAUUCUGACUGAGGCAGUGGACGACAUCACUUCCGUCGAUGACUUCCUGUCCGUGUCAGAGAACCACAUCCUAGAGGACGUGAAUAAGUGCGUGAUUGCUCUGCAGGAGGGGGAUAUGGACACGCUGGACAGGACGGCGGGGGCCAUCCGGGGACGCGCCGCCCGCGUCGUCCACAUCAUCAACGCCGAGAUGGAGAAUUACGAGCCGGGCGUCUACACGGAGCGCGUGCUGGAGACCCUGCGGCUGCUCUCCGAAACGGUGAUGCCGCGCUUUGCCGAGCAGGUGGAGGUCGCUAUCGAGGCUCUGAGCACCUGCCCCCCGCAGCCUUUCGAGGAGAACGAGUUCAUCGACGCCUCGCGCCUGGUCUACGACGGCGUGCGUGACAUCAGAAAGGCCGUGCUCAUGAUACGGACCCCAGAGGAACUGGAGGACGACUCAGACUUUGAGCAAGAGGACUAUGACACCCGUAGCCGCACCAGUGUCCAGACAGAAGACGAUCAGCUGAUCGCUGGCCAAAGUGCCCGAGCGAUCAUGGCUCAGCUGCCUCAGGAGGAGAAGGCCAAGAUUGCUGAGCAGGUGGAGAGCUUCCGGCAGGAGAAGAGCAAGUUAGACGCCGAGGUGGCCAAGUGGGAUGACAACGGCAAUGACAUCAUCGUUCUAGCCAAGCAGAUGUGCAUGAUCAUGAUGGAGAUGACCGACUUCACUCGGGGCAAGGGCCCACUGAAGAACUCUUCAGACGUGAUUAAUGCCGCCAAGAAGAUUGCGGAGGCUGGUUCGAGGAUGGACAAGCUGGCCCGUGCUGUGGCUGACCAGUGUCCUGAUUCAGCCUGCAAGCAGGACCUGCUGGCUUACCUUCAGAGGAUCGCUCUCUACUGCCACCAGCUGAACAUCUGCAGCAAGGUCAAGGCCGAGGUCCAGAACCUGGGAGGAGAACUCAUCGUCUCGGGGCUGGACAGCGCUACGUCCCUGAUCCAGGCGGCCAAAAAUCUAAUGAACGCCGUGGUGCUGACGGUCAAGGCCUCCUAUGUGGCGUCCACCAAGUACCAGAAGGUUUACGGCACGGCCGCCGUCAACUCGCCCGUGGUUUCCUGGCGCAUGAAGGUGCCGGAGAAGAAGCCCCUGGUGAAGCGGGAGAAGCCCGAGGAGUGCCAGACACGCGUGCGCCGCGGUUCGCAGAAGAAGCACAUCUCGCCGGUCCAAGCUCUCAGCGAGUUCAAGGCCAUGGACUCCUUUUAAACUCCCAGGAGUUUUAAACUCCUUUUAAACUCCUCUUCCCCAUGAAGAGGAAAAAUAAAACAAAAAUCGCCCCACACACACACACAUCUUUUCCCUCUCUCUUCGCUUUCUUUAGUUCUUCACAGACCUUCACCCGUGUGGCCCACUGUUGCGAGAGGUUACAACGUCCACCUUGCUUCUUCUGAAAAGAAAAAAACAAAAACAAAACAAAAAAAAAAACCCAAAAAGACAACGCACGUCACCGCACAACACGAGCCGGGCCGAGACACAAACAGAAUGCGCUGAGGCGAAUGAUGCUUGGUUAACCGUUCAGGUUUCAGUUCAGUUCCUGUGGUGUUUGUUAGUUAGCAGUGUUAACUACUGACUGGCCAUAUUUACACAGAUAUAUGAAAGAAAAUAAUAUAUUGUUAGGUAGUGUCAACCCUAGCUGUUAAGGGCGAGAGAGCUCCUGACAUCAAUUUUGACUGAAACUGGAUAUGAUUUGUAGAUUGUAGGACUUAGGCUUUUUUUCUCUGACCCUCCAUAAUCCAUGUAAUCCACUCGGUGACAUGAAGCACUAGGUUUUGCAAUUUAUUUAAUUAUAUUUCUGCGUCACUAACUACUGCAGCCUGGUUGGCUAUCGUGUUGAACAUACUACUAGAAACGGACCGAUUGAACUAGUUGUGUGGUUUGCUCGGAGAAUAAGUAGAACUCUGCGUAUCUUUAUAGUCACAAUUCUCUAAUAAACCCUGCAACUGUGUGUUCUGA